This is a messenger RNA of Symbiodinium natans, 2613 nucleotides long. The record is from the annotation of a GenBank genome assembly. NCBI's taxonomy places the organism in Eukaryota, Dinophyceae, Suessiales, Symbiodiniaceae.
AUGCUUCAUGUUGAGGGUGACAUUCUGCUGGAGCUGCCCGUGACAGCAGUGCUAUUCUGGAGUGAACACAUUGAUCUUCGGGCUUCUGAGCUUUCUUUUCUUAGGAGUGUUUUUGUCGAUACCUGUUCGGCUUUCCUGCCUGUUCUGCAGUGUACAGAUUGGCAGCUUGGCAAGUACCUUGGGUGCCUGCUGGCUGCGUGGUGCAACGCUGCCAUUUGGCGGUGGACCUAUGUACAGUGUACAGGACUCAAAGCAAGCCACAAAUCGUGCAGAAAUGAGAAGGCCGGGCAGCGCCAAGGCAGUUCCCUGCUGUCCUUUCUAGACGAGAGUUCCGGUGGCUUCCAGCCGUGCCGAUCGCGGGGUUUCACCGAGCUUUGGGAGAGUGCAUCAUCUCGCACCUGCCUGCAACGCAAGGACCUGGAGAUGGACCCAUGGCCUUUGUUGCGGGAGCUGCGGUAUCGAACCUGUGGUCUUGAGCACCCCAGCGAGGAAGACCUUGAAGAGAUGGAAGAGGCGUACUUCCGCCCUCUCAGGUCAUUGAAAGCUGAGUGGUGGAAGCGGCCGGAGGCAUUGAGAUCUCUGGCCCAGCAGCUGGACGAGGUCGGUUUUAUCUUGAUUGACGACUUCCUGCCCGACGAGGUGAUCAGACGAGUCAAGGCCAGCAACCUGGACCUGUAUCAGGGCUCCGAGAUGCAGUUGGGGGGCACAACCGGUGGUAGUGAUCGAGUGGGAAUUGCCCAUCGUGGUGAUGUUUUGAAGUGGGUGGGCUACGACAAAGAGAGUGAAGCAACUCGCUGUGCAGCUGAAUUCGCCGCCCACAUUGAAGAGGUGAUCGUCGGGUUAUGUCACAACGCCAAAGAUGUGGUGCCAUCUGUAUCAUCGGCACUAGAAGGUGUACAAUGGCGCUCAGAAACGAUGUUCACUUGUUAUCCGGCCGAGAGCCGUGCCCGAUACUUUCGACACACAGACAAUUCCUCCGGCAAUGGCAGACUACUGACAGCUCUGGUCUACCUGAAUGAGGACUGGCAGCGAGGUGAUGGCGGUGAGCUCCGGUUAUUUCACCCAGGCGAAAAAAACUUAAAGGUUCGGAUGGAGAUUGCGCCAUUGUGGAACCGCUUGCUUCUCUUUUGGUCUGACGACCGUAGUCCUCAUGAAGUGCUUUCAGCUUGCAAAGAUCGCUUUGCAGCGACUGUCUGGUACUACGACGAGAAGAACCCCAGCAUACCGCUUUAUGAGGUGGGUGACCCGGUUGGUGAUGCAGGAGCACCGCCUCCGCUCAUGGAGAAGCCAGCUAAGGAAGCCAAGGAAGCCAAGGAAGGCAAGGAAGGCAAGGAAGCCGAGGAAGCCAAGGAAGCCACCAGGUCGAAGGGGUUGGGCAUCCGAGGGGCUGCGCCCCCGCCGCCAGCGAAAGCUUCCACACCAGCCGAGGGGACCAGUGAGCCGGGUGACAAAGCGGGCAGCCUAAGCAGAGCUGCAGCGCCGCCAGCCCCAGCUUCCCCAGCCGUGACAGCCCCAGCAGAAACAGGUCCCGCGGAGGAAAAGGACGAGGACCCUCAAGUCAUCGUUUUCUUUGAUGGCGAGAACAAAGAGAUCUUGGAGCUGCUUGACACCCUGAACCUCGACUCUGCCCGAAGCAUCGAUGUUCGAUCGCCUUUGGCAGAAGAGGCGUUGUCGGCUGCAGAGAAGCAUUGGUCGGAGCUGUUGAAGACCAAGGGUGUCGAGGGACUCAUCGAGGAGGCGGGCUCCCUCUUCCUCGUGUUGCCCGGCGGAGAGGUUCUCAAGAACGGUGAGCGAGAGCGAUGGAUGCUGCAGUAUGAGAUCGAUUACUGGCAAGCCGUGCGACCGCCAAGUGCCAAGACCCAGAAGCGCUUAGCGGACACGGUGUUUCAGCCCUUGGCCCGGGUCCGCAAAGCCUUUGCGAGCAGGGAAGGGGCUUGGUGGGCUACCCCCGAAGCGGGCAAAGUUUGGAUCAAGGCGCUAGAAAACGAAGACUUCCUGGUUUUGGACGAUUUCCUUCCUCUGGCAGAAGCUCAAGAGCUGGCGAAGGCGCUGGACAAACUGAGGCCGCAGAUGCAACCAGGCAUGACGGAUUCGGAGCUCUCUGCCUAUGGUCGUGGAGAUGAGGUGUUGUGGCUGAAGCCAGCUGAAGCCCCGGAGCUUGGUCCCCUGGUGGAGCACACGAAUGCUCUUGUGAGCCUCAUGAUGGGCAUCCCCGAGGCCAAGAUCCAAGCUCGAAUGCAGGGCAUUACGGCGUUGUCAGAUGCACAGUUUGCACUUUUCCCGGGCAGUCCAGAAAAUGAUGAUGCUAGAUACAUUCGCCAUGUGGACAAUGAAGAUGGAUGCAAUGGAAGAUUGUUGACCUGCACCUUCUACUUGAACGAGGAUUGGGAUGCAGAACGUGACGGUGGUGAAAUCCGAUUGUUUGAGGAGGAUCAGAAGCAAAUCAAAGCAGACGUGGCACCAGUGAUGAAUCGUUUGGUCGCUUUCUUCAGUGACUCCUCAGUGCCUCAUGAAGUACGCAGGAGCCGUCGUGACAGGCGCGCUGUCACGACCUGGUACAUCAACGAGGAGCUGCACCUGGCGUACCACCAAGCCGAGGAAGAGGGGCAGUGA